AUGUCUUCAAUUCAACAAGCAUCAAAAUCUUUUAGAAAAAUUCAAGGAAUUCAAUACUCUCAUACUUCACAUAAUUUGAAUCAAAUACAACCAAACCGUUCUGUUCCUAAUCUUGUAUAUCAAGAUAUGUUUCAUACAAAUAUUCCACAACAACUCCAUCGACAGAAAUAUCACCUUGUUGAUUCUAUUAAAACUAAAUCUCUUGAUGUUACAAGCUGUAAUGAUUCUGAAUACGAAUUUGAUUCUGUUUCAGAUCCAAAGAAAACAAAUUUUAGUGAAGGUGAUACUGAAUUUAAAAAGGAAUUAAUUCCUGAAGAUGAAGAAUCUAAAACAAUGGAUAAUUUGAAUUCUCUUCCUGACGUUGCUUUUUCAUCAUCAAUGUCUCAUGACUCAUUAUUAGCUGAUGCCAUGGAAACACCAAUGCAAAAACUUCGUCGAGAAGAUGAUUUUGAUAUAGAAUCCUUCAUUAGAAAAUCCUCUUUUUUGACUGAUGAAGAUUGA
Entamoeba nuttalli P19 is the source of this 501-nucleotide messenger RNA. Its product is annotated as RNA recognition motif domain containing protein. The transcript has a single exon. The coding region runs from base 1 to 501 and encodes 166 amino acids. NCBI's taxonomy places the organism in Eukaryota, Evosea, Mastigamoebida, Endamoebidae. The record is from RefSeq and is a predicted model, not a curated record.